Botrytis byssoidea is the source of this 2013-nucleotide messenger RNA. RefSeq lists its product as uncharacterized. Gene Ontology annotation, biological process: regulation of DNA-templated transcription. Gene Ontology annotation, cellular component: nucleus. Bases 1 to 2013 code for a protein of 670 amino acids. The record is from RefSeq and is a predicted model, not a curated record. NCBI's taxonomy places the organism in Eukaryota, Fungi, Ascomycota, Leotiomycetes, Helotiales, Sclerotiniaceae. Gene Ontology annotation, molecular function: DNA-binding transcription factor activity, RNA polymerase II-specific; zinc ion binding; transcription cis-regulatory region binding. The transcript is spliced from 6 exons.
AUGGAGGAGACUUCUAUGGAGAACGGUGUAACGCCGAAGAUAUCUAAACACGGAAAAGCUUGUGUCAAUUGUGCAAAAGCUAAGGUGAAAUGCGUAGAAAUGAAUGGUGUUGCUGCUUGCGAAAGAUGCCAUAGAUUCACCAAGGACUGCCAACCAAUCACCAGAAUAAAGAGACGAAAGCAGGUGAAGAGAACCGCAGCUGCGAGAACUGCCGAGCUCGAGCAAAAGCUUGAUGGACUAGUUUCGUUAUUGACUGCAGCUACUCAAGUUCAAAAUACCCCUCCUUCUUCAACGGUAUCAGACCAUACUGAGUCGUCGGAUCCUAGAGAUGAGGCACAGGCUUGCAAGUAUCAGGCUGGAUCAAACGUUAGUAACCCGCCCGCGAGAGGACUGGCAGCUGUCGACCUAAAACUUCCCGCCAAUAGUUCCUACAGUUUGAACUCCAUCCCUGUUCACCCGCCUCUACCAGGACCGGCGGCUGGAAGAUCUCUUCGUGAUAAUAGUGGUGAUUAUUGUGCUACUAAUGUACCCACGACACCUUCACCUACGUCUCUUAUUCCAACUGACAUAGCAUUGUCUCCGAUAGUAGAAGAGAAUGCUCUUUAUUAUUUUCGGACUCAUUCGGUAAGAUACUUACCGUUCAUCAUUAUACCAUCAGAUACGAAUGUCCAGGAAUUCAAGAAAGAGAAUCCAUUUUGGUGGUUGGCUAUUGUAAUGGCUACAGCAAAGAGUACUUCGAGACAAAUCGCAUUGGGUAUACAUAUUCGUCAGCUUUUAGGUCAAAAACUACUUAUUUCUGGCGAGCGCAACCUUGACCUUCUGUGGGGGCUUUUAACUUAUAUUGCAUGGAGCCAAUGUCAUUACCAACAGAGACCAGUGUGGAGUAGCAUGAUUCAACUUGCUAUGGGACUAGCAUUCGAUCUCGGGUUAAACAAAGCACCACAGAAAGAGGCACCGCAUUUGCUCUUGAACUUCGAUGCCCGAGGAUGCCCGAAGCCAUUUAUAUCUGCAGUCGGAUCCCAGCAAGAAAAACGAGCUUUACUUUGCUUAUACUCCCUAAGUUCUAGCUUUUCAUUGUAUGUUCAGAAGAUUGACACUCUCCGAUGGACGACGUACGCAGAUGAAUGCUUAAAGUUACUAUCGGAAAAGCCUGAGUCUCCUCAUGAUAUACUCAUGACCCAAAUUGUGCGCUUACAACUCAUUCAGGAGCGCGUGAAAGACGCUCCGUGGUACGACACAGCAGGCGAUGGGAGUAUCGCUUUCAAAGCACCUGCUAUUUUCCAUUUGAAGGCUUUAAAAAACCAGAUGGAAACAUUCAGACAACAAAUUCCAAAUGAAGCUCGAGAGAACUGUACUUUUUUGAUGCAUCUUUACAACACUGAACUUACGAUCCACGAAGUCGCUCUCUCUAAAGAGCCUCAUACUGAUUUGCCAGAUUCUCAACGUCUAGAAUCCCUUUGCAUCUGUUUUCAAUCUGUCAAAUCAUGGUUUGAACUCUACUUUUCCACACCAUGCAGAGAUCACACAUCAUUUUCUUUCCCAAUUUAUACACACAUGGCGCACUGUAUGGUGGCUCUCUAUCGUCUAUCAGUAUUUGAAGAUCCACAAUGGGAUAUUAAACUUGUGCGUCAACAACUUGAUCUCUCGCUCGUUCUAGGUCAAAUUGUCAAGACUUGGGAGAAUGUCAAAGGUGAAGCUGGACUGGAUGCUGGAUUAAUCAAGGUAGACGAUGUUGAUAUUUACACUUCUAAUGCAAAGAGAAUUGGAUUGAUUAAGACUUGGUGGGAUGCCAAGGUAGCAGGAGAAGCUUCGAGUAAUGUGUCAAGUGACAAGUUUGCGAAUGUAAACGGGGGUGAGAAUGGAAACGGAAAUAUGGGCACGGAAUCUUUACCUCAGACUCAAGGUCAGGGAUUCGAUCUCCCAACAUUUAAUAUGGAUAUGGGAAUGGAGUUAUGGGAUGAUGCAUGGUGGCAGGAUGUUUUUGGUGCGUGGGGAGCUCAGUGUGAUAGUUGA